This is a messenger RNA of Pocillopora meandrina, 435 nucleotides long. The record is from the annotation of a GenBank genome assembly. NCBI's taxonomy places the organism in Eukaryota, Metazoa, Cnidaria, Anthozoa, Scleractinia, Pocilloporidae.
CUAACUCUCAACGAUUCUCGCCUCCAUGUUCCCGCUACCAACGAAUCUGCAAGCGUUAACAUCCAGGAGCCCGUAGAUCCAUUGCGUUCCCUUCGACAAUUGGUGGGAGAUUAAAAUCUUAAAAUCGGCCACUUAAACAUCAAUGGCCUGGUUAACAAAUUUCCGGAAGUCCAACUAUUAUCGGAGGUUACCAAUUUUGAUAUUCUUGGCAUUACGAAGACCCACCUAAAUGGGAGCAUAACAGAAAAUUGGGUCAGGAUUCCCGGCUUCAAUCUAGUGAGAAAUGACCGUGACAACCAUGGUGGUGGUGUCUUAAUCUAUUACAAAGAAAGUCUUCUUGCUCCUCAAGUUACCACGUGGGACCACCCUAACUUGGAAGCCCCUUGGUUAAAUGUUACCGUGAGAUCAGUCUUUUCUAGUUGGCUGUAUUCAUAG